Messenger RNA from Cryphonectria parasitica EP155, 1386 nucleotides. RefSeq names its product n-alkane-inducible cytochrome P450. NCBI's taxonomy places the organism in Eukaryota, Fungi, Ascomycota, Sordariomycetes, Diaporthales, Cryphonectriaceae. The annotation marks the transcript as partial. Gene Ontology annotation, molecular function: oxidoreductase activity, acting on paired donors, with incorporation or reduction of molecular oxygen, reduced flavin or flavoprotein as one donor, and incorporation of one atom of oxygen; heme binding; iron ion binding. The record is from RefSeq and is a predicted model, not a curated record. The transcript has 5 exons.
AAGUGGCCCCUGGCCAUGGACCUCGUCAAGCGGCAAUGCGACGCCCUCUUCACCGGCCAUUUCAUGGAAACCGUCACAGAAGCUUUUAAUGUUGCCCCCACAGCUCGACUGGGGGCUUUUGGAGUGACUGGGUAUCUCACAACAGACCCGGAAAACCUCAAGACGGUCCUUACCACUCGAUUCAAGGACUAUUCUCUUGGGAUCCGUCGCGACGCGGUCAUGCCACUUCUUGGAGAAGGUAUUUUUGGACAGGAUGGCCCAGCAUGGCAACGGUCGCGGAGCAUCAUUCAACAACAGUUCAUCCGUGUCCAGAGGCAAACACUGAAAGUCUUUGUACCUCACGUGAACAAACUCAUCUCAGGCAUGAGUGACGCAUCCCGUGCCUCAGAGAAUGGCGUGAUCGAUCUGCGGCCGUUCUUUUUUGACUAUACCCUCGACAACACGGCAGCUCUACUGUUUGGCGAACCACAGAGUAGCAUGCCCACAAAGGAGCGCAACGCCCUGACCGAGAACUUCGACUUUGCCUCGAUGGGUGUCUCCAUCCGACUUAGGCUGGCCGGCCUGGCACCGCUGUACAGGUCAAGAAAGUUCGCAGAAUCCUGCAAGGUGGUAAAAGAAUGGGCCUCGUUCUUUUCCAAGAAGGCCCUGGCGUACAUGGACGAGGUUGGAGAGGAGAAGGCCGCGGCGAAAUAUCCGUUCAUUGUUGACCUGUGGAAGGAAAUGGGCGAUGCGGACCUUGUCAGAGAUCAGCUGUUGCAUAUCCUCCUGGCUGGGCGUGACUCCACAGCCUCGCUUCUCUGUUGGACGUUGUUCCACCUCUUGCGAAACCCAGCGAUCCUGGACAAGCUCAGAAACGAAAUCUCUCACCUGGACAAGGAAGAAAUUCUCAGUCGUGAGCAGAUCCAGAAAUUACCUUUCCUACGAUGCUGUCUCAACGAGACACUGAGGCUUUAUCCGACCCUAACACUCAACGUACGCUUCGCAAACAAAAACACCAUCCUCCCCCGCGGAGGAGGCAGUGAUGGCCAAGCUCCUGUGCUUUUGCUCAAGGGCACAGGCAUCGGCUGGUCAGCCUACCAUCUGCACCGCCUCGAGUCCAUCUACGGAGCGGAUGCCAAGGUGUACCGGCCCGACAGAUGGGCUGAUGGCGAGCUCAUGAGGAAAAAUCUAGGGUCUGGCUUCAUAGACUUCAACGCUGGGCCCAGGACAUGUCUCGGAAAGGAUUUUGCCUUGAUGGAGGCCAGCUACGCGGUUAUUAGAAUCUUGCAGUCCUUUCCGAAUAUUCACUUGCCGCCAGGAACACAUAUCGAGCCGGCAGGAGCGGAAAGACAACUUUAUGGGAUCAUAGUGACUCCCAUGGAUGAGGUGGGAGCAGUUUUGCAGUGA